AUGGCUGCCACCGAGUACUACAACAACAGCUACUCGCAGAAGCCUCAUCCGGCGAUACCUCACGAUAACGAUCCUCACGGCGGCUCAUGGGGCCAGCAGCCACCUUCUUCCCCUCUGACUGGAGAGUACUCUCGCACUUACGACAACAGCAACAAGUACGGCCAUUAUGCACCAGGCACGGAUAACGACCUGGCGGACAGCCGAAUGGGCCACCACAACGAUUAUUACUCCGAAGACAUCCCACUGAAGGCGAAUGCAGCACCGCAGAGCAAACCAGACUGGGCAGAUGACACGCGUUAUUCACCUACUUCCCACCACGAUCCGCAGACUGAACCUUUGAACCUCAACGAUCCUAUUAGGCGCCCGUCUCGGAGGAGGAGGAAGGGCUAUUUUGCAAAGAAGAUUCCCUGGGUCACGUAUAUAACCUCGCUGGUGCAGGUUGUCGUGUUUAUCAUCGAGAUUGUUAGAAAUGCCCAGUUAACCGGGUCCCCCAUCAUGACCAAACCUUCCUUCAACCCUAUGAUCGGUCCCUCGCCCUACGUCCAGAUAUACCUAGGAGCCAGAUUUGUUCCCUGCAUGCGUAACGUAGACCAACUUCAAAACAACCCGCAAAAUGUCCUCUUCCCUUGCCCAGACUCGACCACAGAGGACCCCAAAUGCACACUCUCCCAGCUAUGCGGAUUCAACGGAGUCCCCAACCCGAAACCAAACGGAAGUCUUGACGACAAGCCAGAGCCAAACCAGUGGUUCCGAUUUAUCCUGCCCAUGUUCCUCCACGCCGGCCUGGUGCAUAUCGGCUUCAACCUCUUCGCUCAGCUGACUAUUGGCGCCGACAUGGAAAGGACUAUUGGCUGGUGGAGAUAUGCCAUCGUCUAUUUUUCCAGCGGUAUAUUCGGGUUCGUUCUCGGCGGUAACUUUGCAGCUCCUGCCAUUUCAUCGACGGGUGCAUCUGGUUGCCUCUUUGGCAUCUUCGCUCUCUGCGUCCUUGACCUCUUCUAUACCUGGGGGAAGAAGCAGAGGCCUUGGGUUGACCUCAUGUUUAUGAUACUCACUGUGGCCAUCUCAUUCGUCCUAGGCCUGCUUCCUGGCUUGGACAACUUCUCUCACAUUGGUGGCUUCCUCACUGGUUUGGUGCUUGGAAUAUGUAUUUUGCGCUCGCCCGAUGCCCUGCGAGAACGUAUCGGGGUUAAAACUCCCUACGUAUCCAUGAGUGGUAACAUCGGCGUUGAUAACGACCCGAAGAAGUUCCGCAAGCAGCCAGUCAGCUUCUUCCAGGGCCGUAAGGCGCUCUGGUGGGCAUGGUGGCUGCUUAGAGCCGGUGCUUUGAUCGGCAUCCUAGCUUCAUUUAUUGUCCUUCUCAAUAACUUCUACAAGUACCGCACUACGUGUUCGUGGUGCAAGUACUUGUCAUGCUUGCCGAUCAAUAACUGGUGCGAAAUCGGCAACUUCAAGACGGCGCCUAUCACGAAGAACACUCGCACUUUCCCAUUCUAG
Molecule: messenger RNA, 1494 nt
Organism: Arthroderma uncinatum
Lineage: Eukaryota; Fungi; Ascomycota; Eurotiomycetes; Onygenales; Arthrodermataceae
Product: rhomboid family membrane protein
Exons: 3
Coding region: 1-1494 (497 amino acids)
Biological process (GO): proteolysis
Cellular component (GO): membrane
Molecular function (GO): serine-type endopeptidase activity
Source: RefSeq, a predicted model, not a curated record